Molecule: messenger RNA, 1348 nt
Organism: Aplysia californica (California sea hare)
Lineage: Eukaryota; Metazoa; Mollusca; Gastropoda; Aplysiida; Aplysiidae
Product: neuferricin-like
Exons: 1
Coding region: 408-1265 (285 amino acids)
Cellular component (GO): membrane; endomembrane system
Source: RefSeq, a predicted model, not a curated record
AUUUGUUUACAAUUAAUGUCACUUCCGUGUCGUCACUCGUCAGUGAAGGAAGAGAGAGCAGAGGAUUGGAAGCUUGUUACUGACGUGGUGACAAUUAAAUUUAUUGUGAUCUGAACACUCUUGGCUAAUGAUAACUUUUUAUCUGAGACACUGUUCUUUUGGUUUUAAUUUUUCGCAAACAUUUUGACCUCUUAAUCUGUUCUUACAAGGUGCCACUGCGACUAUUUCUCGAUCUAGAAAUCUAGCAGAUCUCUACUUACUCUUCUCUGUGAAGUCUGAAGUUUUCAUUACCGGUACGGUAACUCUGGUACCGUGCGUGUGUCAUCGAGUGUGAAAACCAACUUCAACAACACCACGUUCUAAUUGCCCAGAAGCACUCACAAGAGUCGAACACAGUCUGCUGAGAAAUGUUGGGCAAGCUUAUUUUCCUUUCCACUGUCGUCUGCGUCAUUGCCUUACUAAUAAACAUCGACUACACUGCCCAGUAUCUAAACAGUAAGGUGUUGCCAACAAUUUAUGAAGUCUUGCCAGACUUUAUAAUAAAAAACAGUAACUCCAGUGAACGACAAGUGGAGAAAAUAUUCAGUCGUGAAGAUCUACUUCAAUAUAAAGGCACAAAUGGUGGCAGGGUGUACCUGGCUGUAGUUGGCCAUGUGUAUGAUGUUACAAAGGGCAAGAAACAUUACGGUCCAGGUGGUGGCUAUGAAUUCUUUGCAGGGAUUGAUGGGUCAAAAGCAUAUGUCACAGGGGAAUUCAAUGAGAAAGGACUUACUGAUGAUAUAUCAGCUCUCUCACCUUCUCAAAUCAUUGGCUUAGAGGGGUGGAAAUCUUUCUAUGAAAAAGAUUACAAGUUUGUUGGAGUGGUCGAGGGAGCUUUCUUUGAUAAAGAUGGUAGUGAGCUGCCUAUGAUGAAGGAGUACAGGAGAAAAUUGGACUUGGGUCAUCAAGAGAAAUCACUAGUGGAAAAAGAUAGACAACUGUUUCCACCCUGUAAUUCUGAGUGGAGUCAAGCUGAUGGUGGAAGGGUAUGGUGUUCUACUCUCAGUGGUGGUAUCAGCAGAGACUGGGCUGGCCUGCCGAGGAUGUACUACACUGCAGGAAACUCAAAGCCUCGGUGUGCUUGUGUGCGCACAACAGGGCCUCCAUCUCAUGAUAUGAACAGUGAAACACAUAAAAAUAGAGGGGAUUUGGACAAUCCAAACUUGAAUGUUUAUCCGAAUUGUUCACCUUCUUCUGAAUCUUGUCCAUUACCUCAAAGUAGUUAAACACAAAAUAUAAAGUAAGCCAAUUUGCCAUUUCAUGUUAGGUCGAGUAAAAUGUAGACUAAAGGGCUUCAGCUCAGAGACUU